Pseudonaja textilis is the source of this 2663-nucleotide messenger RNA. It is a transcript of the gene MOGS, whose product is annotated as mannosyl-oligosaccharide glucosidase. Gene Ontology annotation, biological process: oligosaccharide metabolic process; protein N-linked glycosylation. Gene Ontology annotation, cellular component: endoplasmic reticulum membrane. Gene Ontology annotation, molecular function: Glc3Man9GlcNAc2 oligosaccharide glucosidase activity. The record is from RefSeq and is a predicted model, not a curated record. Lineage: Eukaryota; Metazoa; Chordata; Lepidosauria; Squamata; Elapidae.
CGGUCGCCCGGCCGGGGAGCACGAGGACGGAUGGCGCGCGAGCGGCGGCGGCGGGCGGGCCCGGAGGGCGGGCGGGCGCAGGAGAGGGUCCCGCGCGGGGCCGGGGGACGGCGGGAGCGGACGGGGUCGGGCGCGGGGCCGGCGCUGCUGGCGCUGCCGGCGGUGGUGCUGCUGCUGUUGGCGCUCGGCUGGGGCUUUUACGCCCGGUGGGGGCCCGCCGCGCGCCUCGUGGCCCCGCACGCCGCGCCCCGCGCCCUCCCUCCGGGCAGCACCGGCCCCGACGCCGCGCCGGCCCGCUUCUGGGGCUCCUACCGGCCCCAGGUCUACUUCGGCAUGAAGACGCGCAGCCCGCGCUCGCCGGUGGUCGGGUUGAUGUGGCUGCAGCAGCUGGAGGGGGACGUGCGGCUGCGGCACACCUGCGAGCAGAGCGACGGCCUCCCUCGCUACGGCUGGCUGCUUCACGACGGCGCCCAUUUCGGGGUGCAGGAGAUCCAAGACCUGGGCUUCAGCCUGCAGACGGAGAUGGUGAAGCGUCCCGGCGGGGAGCAUGGCGGAGACUGGAGCUGGAGGGUGACGGUUCGCCCAGAAAGGACGCAGCCCAAGCCCCCCUUCGUUUCUCUCUUUUUCUACGUGGCCACCGAUGGGCAAGGAACGCUGCAGCCUGUGAUAGAGGAAAAGAGUCGGCUGGCCUUGCUAAGAGGAUGGACGGAAGAACUGGGGAACUUCACUGUGACCUUCCAGCCGCCCACCACGGAGUCCGGCACCCCGCUUUAUGCCAGGUACAAUCACCUGCAGGCGAUGGCAGAAGGGCUGCAUCACCUGACUGACGUGGUGAAAUCGAGCCUGACCCCGCGGUUUUCCUACGCUCCCCCUGGGCUUCCCAAGCGCCACUACUUUGGCGUGGACGUCUACCACGGCCGAGCUGGGGACAGAGAGUUACGCAGCCAGCUCCUAGUCCACCAGGUGACGGUGGCUGUGCCCUGCCGUGUGGAAGUGGCUUUUGAGUCAGGCAGCGUGCCUGACCGCCCAGACCGGCUCCUGGCAGACACGCUGACGCGAGAGCUGGAGAAACACGCGGCCACCUUCAAGCGGCGCUUUGAGGAGACCUUCGGCCUCUCCCGCAAGGGCUUCUCUAGCCAGGAGCAGCACUUCGCCCGGGCUCUUCUCAGCAACAUGCUGGGUGGGAUGGGCUACUUCUAUGGGCGCUCGCUGGUGCAGUCCCCGCACACGGAAGUCCCCCAGCUGUACCCCGCGGGGGCUCUCUUCACCGCCGUGCCCUCCCGCUCCUUCUUUCCCCGGGGCUUCCUGUGGGAUGAAGGCUUCCACCAGCUCCUCCUGGCCCGCUGGGACCCGGCCCUGAGCCAGGAGGUGAUGGCUCACUGGUUUGACCUCAUGAACGCUGAGGGAUGGAUUCCGCGGGAGCAGAUCCUGGGGGACGAAGCCCUGGCAAAGGUGCCCCCGGAGUUUGUGGUGCAGCACAGCCAGGCGGGCAACCCCCCCACUUUCUUCUUGGUGCUGCAGCAGCUGCUUGGGCAAGGGGCAGUGGAGCAGGAUUACCUCCGCCGCAUUUAUCCUCGCCUGCAAAGUUGGUAUGACUGGUACAAUCGCACGCAGGCGGGAGCCUUGCCCUACACCUUCCGAUGGCGUGGCCGGGACCGGGACACUCAGCUUUUCCUGAAUCCUAAAACCUUGACCUCUGGCCUGGACGACUAUCCCAGGGCCUCCCACCCCUCGGAGGAGGAGCGCCACCUGGAUUUGCGCUGUUGGAUGGCCGUCGCCUCUGCUGUGAUGGCCGAGGUGGCCACGCGAGUGGGAGAACCAGGGAGCGACUACGCGCACAUGGCCGAGAGGCUGGCGGACAGUGAACUGCUGGAGCGGCACCACUGGUCGGAGACAAUGGGUGCUUUUGCCGACUACGGCAACCACACCCUGGCUGUGGCCCUGGAGCGCGAGCACCUUCGGCCCGCUCCUGGCCAGCCCCCGCCCAUUCCAAGGCUGGUACGGGUGGUCCGCAAGUUGCCGCGGUUGCAGUUUGUGGGAGGGGCCCUUGGCUACGUGAGCCUCUUCCCCUUGCUGCUGCAGCUCCUGCCCCCCGAUUCCCGGCAGCUGGGCAGCCUCUUGGCCGACAUGAAGAACGAGCAGAAGCUGUGGACACCCUUUGGCUUGCGUUCCCUGUCGCGCAGCAGCCCCUUCUACCUCAAGCGCAACACGGAGCAUGACCCCCCUUACUGGAGGGGAGCCAUCUGGAUCAACAUGAACUACCUCGCGGUGCGGGCGUUGCACCACUACAGCCGAGUGGAGGGGCCCUACCGGGAGGAGGUAACCAGGCUGUACCACGAGCUGCGCGCCAAUGUGGUAGGCAACGUUCUCCGACAGUACCUGCACUCUGGCUACGUUUGGGAGCAGUAUAACGACAGCACGGGCCGAGGGCAAGGGUGCUACCCCUUCACGGGCUGGUCAGCUCUGGUUGUGCUCAUGAUGGCCGAGGAAUACUGAUUGGCCCGCUGAUGCUCCUGUCUCCCUGGGAGGCUCAGCCGCAGGAUCCUGACAAAGGGACGCAGGCGUUGACCUUUCCCCCUGCCCUGCUUCGCCUUCAACUCGGGGAGGUGGGCGGUGCCUGAAUGUAAGAAAUUUUCUAUUGAAAUAAAGCCCAAAAGCUUAAA